Messenger RNA from Pseudopipra pipra, 7348 nucleotides. It is a transcript of the gene SEPSECS, whose product is annotated as Sep (O-phosphoserine) tRNA:Sec (selenocysteine) tRNA synthase. The transcript is spliced from 11 exons. The record is from RefSeq and is a predicted model, not a curated record. Gene Ontology annotation, molecular function: tRNA binding; O-phosphoseryl-tRNA(Sec) selenium transferase activity. The coding region runs from base 102 to 1562 and encodes 486 amino acids. NCBI's taxonomy places the organism in Eukaryota, Metazoa, Chordata, Aves, Passeriformes, Pipridae. Gene Ontology annotation, biological process: selenocysteine incorporation; conversion of seryl-tRNAsec to selenocys-tRNAsec.
GCCUGCACCGCCCCGGCCCGCCCCUUCCCGGCGGAAAGUGCCUGGCUCCACGGGCCUGCUCGGCGCCGAGGGGGAGCGGCGGCGGCGGGAGCGCCGUGGCCAUGAACGCGGAGAACCAGGGCUGCAGCGAGCGGCUGGUGACGGCGGCCUAUGUGCGCCAGGGGGCGCAGGGCCGCCGCGCGCACGAGCUGCGCCUGCGGGCGCUGCUGGAGCAGGGAAAAUGUCCUGAGGAUGGAUGGGAUGAAAGCACCAUUGAAUUGUUUCUUCAUGAACUUGCUAUAAUGGAUAGCAAUAACUUCCUGGGCAACUGUGGUGUGGGUGAGAGGGAAGGAAGAGUGGUGUCAGGACUCGUUGCCCGAAGGCAUUACAGAUUGAUCCAUGGAAUUGGAAGGUCAGGUGAUAUUUCCGCAGUCCAGCCUAAAGCUGCGGGGUCGAGCCUUUUGAACAAACUUACUAAUUCAGUCGUUCUGGAUAUUAUAAAGCUGGCUGGUGUCCGGACAGUGGCCAGUUGCUUUGUGGUUCCCAUGGCAACUGGCAUGAGUUUGACUCUGUGUUUUUUAACAUUGCGGCACAAGAGACCAAAGGCAAAAUACAUUAUCUGGCCACGUAUAGACCAGAAAUCUUGCUUUAAAUCAAUGAUAACUGCAGGUUUUGAGCCUGUGGUGAUAGAAAAUGCAUUAGAAGGCGAUGAGCUACGGACAGACCUUGAAGCAGUGGAGGCCAAAAUCAAAGCUCUUGGUGCUGAAAAUAUUCUUUGUGUGCAUUCCACAACAUCUUGUUUUGCUCCAAGGGUACCUGAUAGGCUGGAGGAACUGGCAGUGAUUUGUGCCAAUUAUGGCAUUCCCCAUAUUGUUAACAAUGCAUAUGGAGUUCAGUCAUCAAAAUGUAUGCAUCUUAUCCAGCAGGGUGCUCGAGUGGGCAGAAUAGAUGCUUUUGUUCAGAGCUUGGACAAAAAUUUUAUGGUUCCAGUAGGUGGUGCUAUCAUUGCUGGCUUCAACGAGUCCUUCAUUCAGGAGAUCAGCAAAAUGUAUCCAGGAAGAGCAUCUGCGUCUCCUUCCUUAGAUGUCCUCAUUACACUUCUGUCUUUGGGUACCAGUGGCUACAAAAAGUUACUGAAAGAGAGAAAGGAGAUGUUUUCCUAUCUUUCAAGUGAGCUGAAGAAGCUGGCAGAUAACCACAAUGAGAGACUGUUAGACACACCACAUAAUCCCAUUUCCUUAGCCAUGUCACUGAAGAAUCUAGAUGAAAGUAAUGAUGCUGCUGUUACCCAGCUUGGAUCUAUGCUCUUCACAAGACAAGUUUCUGGAGCAAGGGUUGUUCCACGUGGGUCUGUACAAACUGUGAAUAACUACACUUUUAAAGGCUUUAUGUCACAUGCAAAUGACUACCCCUGUGCUUACCUCAAUGCUGCUUCAGCAAUUGGAAUUAAAAAGCAAGAUGUAGAUAUAUUCCUAAAAAGACUCGACAAGUGUUUGAAGACUUUUAGAAAAGAAGCAAAUCAAGAAAAAAGUAUAAAUGAAAUAAGUGAUUCUAAUGCAACCACAGAACAGCUUGAAAACUAGAAGAUACGGAUUUAGUAACACAGGAAGAUAUGCUUUUUUGUCUGAAUUAUGUCAGGUUUCUAUUGGGUUAGAAUUGUGCAUCUGCAGUGCAGAAAUCUAUUCUUGAUCUGAAAAUAACAAUAAAAAGUUGGGUGAAAUUCAGCUUUAAGAAAGUAAGUGAUACUCUUCCCGAGACAGAGGGCCAGUCACAAUUUUUUGAAGCGUACAAAAUGCACUUAACACCUGCCAAAGUAAAGCUUUAUGUUCACGAAGCCUUUGAUUUUGCCUUUCAGUCUGUGUAUGGCUAUUUGGACCAGUGUUUACCAAAUCACCAAAUGUUUAUUCACAUGUUUUUGUUUAACAGGAUUGUCUGUGGCAGUGAUUGAAUUCCUUCCUAGGUAUAGACUAUCCAAACAACACAUUUCACUGCUCUAAGAGUAUCUUGUUUUUCAUCAGUGUAUGUGUCACUUUUAAUUUCUUUUCAAAGAUUUAUGCAAAUGUUGGGAUAGCCCUCACUAAAUACAAUGUUCAAACUGCAUGGGGAAAUGACAGUUGGAAUAGUACUGUUUUUCCGGUGUUCUCACCUGUCAUGAACUACCUAGAACAAAUCAGCCUCCAGUGGCAAAGAAGAACCUAGAAUACCUCCUAUCCUGUCAGUACUCAGCUCUUGAAAACGUUUGUCAGCAGCCCAUAGAAGCUUUAAAGUCAGGGCAUGUAGAAUGGAGAGGUACAGUCAUUGGGGGCUUUUGGCUUUGUUUUUUUAUUUUUGUUCUUCCCAUUUCCUUUGAUAGGCUGAUCAGAUCAAAGACUCACUGAAAAGAAGGAAUGCCAUGUGAUUAAUGCAGCAGUUUCAAGAGCCUAGUGAGCCCUAAGAAUAUUUUGGCAUUUUUAGUCUAAUGUUGUUGAAAUUUAUAGACUUCCAUUUCUGUAGUGUCUCUUGCCAUUGGCACUGUUGCUUCUGUGGCUCUGUGCAGUUGCUGAUUUGAAUUCAUUAAGCAAACAAUAGAUUCAGAGUCUGUUCCUGAAACAAAGGUUCCAUAUCACUGGAGUGACAGUGCUGUAGGUUGCAAAACUUGUAGUUAUUCUUGAAUGCAGUUACUACAUUGUAUAUAGCUUCUAUUUACUAUUCAAGAUGAGCAUAACGUUCAAAGACAUUUUCUUUGUCUGUCUGUAAUGUAUUAAUGCUCAGGAUACCACAAUUAAUGAGUUCUGAACGUCAGGAAAUGUUUUAGUUACUUUGUUUAGUGGGAACUGAGACGCCUAUCCUUCAGAACUCUUUGUAAAUCAGUUUAUCAAAAUAGUGGUGCUUUUGAAUGUAUUGUCUUUCCAGUGUGGUCAAAUGAAUUGAUAAAAGAGGUGGUGCUAAUAUAUGGGAGUUAAUAAUAUGCUAAUCAUCAUGAAAGUGCUCUCACUUAAUGAGGUUCAUUGUAUCUUAAGCUUAAAUUGAACUGGUCCUUCUACAUUGUUAUUGCUAGAGUCACACAUUAGAUUGAUUAAAGCUUGUGCAGCUCCCCAGACUGCAGUCACAGUUGUUAUUUGCUGUACAAACACAUCCUAGGAGACACGUCAGUUAGCUUGGCCACUGAGCCCUGGUGGCUGUAAGGAGAUGUAAAUGACUUGUCUUUCUCUCCCUCUCUUUUUAUUUCCCCACCCUUUUUUUUUUUUUUCCUCCUGUUGAGAGCAUGCUGUAACUCAGUUUUUCCAGUCAGUAAAACUUCCACAAACUUUGGAGUCAAAUCUCUGCAGAUCACUGCCUCAGUGUUCCAUAUAUUGGAGCAGCCAGUGAGAACCACCAGGCCUUAGUGAUACUUUUCUUCUUGGUUUUCGAGAUUGCUGUUCUGUGGCUAAAUGAGUAUAAAUUAUUGAUUUAGAUGACCAGUCACAGAGUGUGGAUGUUAGAACUAUCAUUAUAAAAGUCUAUAGGUGUGUGAUAGCAGCUAAAAUAAGCAUUUGAUGAAUGAUAUCCUGACUGAGUAAAGAAAACAGCAGUUAUCUUCUCUGAGAGGAAGAAAUCUCUGCCUUUUGUGAUCUCAUAAUAAAUUGUCUGCUACAAGUAAUUCACCCAGUUGUACCAUAAAUUGAACUACUUCCUCGGGUAGUGUUUUUUUCUGUCUUUGAAAUGUUUCCCAUUUGCAAUCAAAGCUGAAAAUUUCAACAAAGCUCUAAACAAGAAUCCAUAGAAAGAGGUAAGCAGUUUAUUUUGAUUUUGACCUCUUAAACCUUUUUUAUUGAAAAAAAAUUAAGAUGAUGGCUUUAAUUAAAAACAAAAAUAAAUUUUAAAUUUUUGUGUCAUUAAAACUCUUCACACAUCUUAGUGAUGCCACCUGAAGUCAGAAAAUUUAAAAUAUUUUGAUAAAUGUGUCCCACCAUGAUGUAUAAAAUCUUGAACUAAAUAUUUAUGUUAUAUUACUUUGGUACGCUGUUGUACCAGUCUGCAGUUUUGUUUGCUUGCUUUGUCCCCAUAAGUGUCUUCUGUUUUAGUUAAUAUUCAUUUUUUACAGACAGAAGCAAUCUAUAAUGUUAUAUAAAUGUAAUGAAGUUUUAAGUAAUUCAAAUGGCAAUAUACUUCCAAGUAAAUGGAGAAGACUUGGUUAUUCACAGUGUAUUUGGAACAGGAGAUUGAGUAGAGGAUAAAAAGUAUUUUUCAAGUAAGAGUGUAAAUUACUUAUUCUCUAUUCACUAAUGUCUGUAAUAAAGUAGAGAAAUAACACUGAGCAUACACUCAUGACUUUUCAUUUCCUUUGUAUAGCAGCUCCAGGGAGAUUUCAUGGCUGUGGCAGGUCUCACCCACUAAAAGCAGUACUGUGAAUGACAUCAAUAACACGGACAUGAGUUUGUCAAAGUAUGCAGAGUAAAACAAAUAUAUUAACAGUAUUUGCCUUCUAUGAAGAUCUUUCCAAGAUUGAUCACCGAAGUAAGAAGCUUCUUAGUUAAUUGCAGCCCUUUUUCUAAUCUCUACAUAGACACAUGUCAUUAAAGACUUUGACGUGGCUCAAAAAUCUACAAGAGCCAACUUGCUGUCUCCAGCUUCUGCAUUACUAGAGAGACAUCUGGGAAGGCUGCCUGGGCUUCAGCACAUACCAGGGGUUGAUAGAGCAGGAAUCCUUAGUAACACCCAGAACAGAUAUCCAUUUAGUAAGGCUAUCUCACAGCUACUAUUUAUGUAGCUACCUUUCUCCAUCAUUUUCUAGGUUGCAGCAUGUGGUUGCCAGCCAUGAAAUAGGAAUAGGCAAGCGCUUGAAAUAUUCCAGGAGAGCUGAGGAUUCAGAAAGACAGGUUUAGGAGGUUACCAUUCUUGCUACCUAGUGUGCUGCUCUAAGUUACUGUCCUGUAGCCUGCUUUGCAGCUGCCACAGUUCAGACAGUGUGUUAAAACACUGAAGCUGGGGUGUGCUUGAACACUGCCAGCCUGGGAAAGCAGUGGCUGUAGAGCCAGCACAAUGCGCAUUGUGCUGCUGCAGCAUGGAUGUUUUUACUGGAGACAGUAACCUUUGGCAACGGGGCAGGGUGCAAGGGUGGGCAGGGUGCAAAGGUAGACGGGGACCACUCAGCUUGCUGCGGUCUGAAUCACCAAAAUGGCUUUCCUCCCUUACAGUGCCUGUAACUGCUGUGUGCCGUGCUUUUCUUUCCCUCUGGUGUUGCAUCUUAGACUCUCUGGAUCUAUACAUGUGCAAGAAAUGAAGGAGCAGAUGGACAUGCCUUAUAAAAAUAGCACUGGGAUAAUAUAAUGCAAGCGAACUGACACUGAAUGACCCAUCUCACAGGCCCACUCUUAGUUUGCUUUUUUUUUUGGUAGUAUCUGAGAUAAUCAACAAAACAAAGGACUUUAAGCAAUAAUAUUGCCUAUUCGUGCUUUGCUCAUAACAAUUGCCUAAGAUACAAAGCAAAUAAAAUCUACCAGAUGCAGCAAAUUCUCUUGAGCCUAAGAAAGCAAAAUUGUAAUGUUGCAAAUGUAAAUGCUGGCAUUGCAGCUUAAUACACAUAUAAACCGAGCAAUCUAUAUUGUGCGAUCAUCAUUUUUUAAGAAAGGCUGGAGCCCAGAGACCGGCAAAUGUUCUCAUCUGCAGUGUAUCAGCAGUUCUCAGUCUUCAGCUGCUGUACAGAUAAUAUUUCUAAUUGAAGAAUCAUUACAUGAAUCCAUAUGUGAAUGAUAGAUGGGCUAUAGCCUUUUGUUCACGAUGCUUUAAAAAUUGAGUUGCUGGUUUUACUUUUAUAAGGCGUGAUUAGAUUGCCUUUUCCUUCCCCCCUCCUUUUUUUUAAUGCAACAUUUUAAUCACCCUGGUCUGACAGGAUUUGGAAUCUGAAGGGAAAACAAUUUCUGUAGCUGACAAUUUUUUUAAACAAUAGCUAUUUAAAGCCUUGAAUUGGUUACAAAGUGACUCUCCACAGAGAGAACCUUUGUUCAAAUGUUUUUAAUUCUGAAACUAGUGCUUGAAAAAUUGUGCUUGAUGUGCUCUAUAAUUGUUUUUCAUGUAUUAUACUCUUUUCCUUCAAAGAUAACAGCAUACACUUUAGUGCAGUUUAAUAAUCCUUUAAAAAAUCAUAGUUAAAAAGGCAUUUGCUCUGUUACUCAUCAAGCAUCUGUUGUAUCAAAGAACUGGUAAUAUAUUUAUCUUGAUGGAUAAGCUUCAGUGUUCUGGACCAAGUUCAGUGUAACUGGACCAAGCUUUUAAUACUCUUUUGGGGAUCCUAAAGUCGAGUUCAUGAUCUAAUUAAGAUCAAUGUGAUAAUUAUAUCUGCUGCUGAACAGGAGUCUUUCAUCAAACCACAUUUCAACUUAAUUCUGUGAUGUGGCAUCAAAGCUGAUCCAGUUCAGAAGCUGAAUUGGUUUCUUAACAUGGAUGGUGGAAUUUAAUUUGCCUUUAGAUCCUGGAUUCAAAUCCAGGCUGAGUCAGCUACAGCAAAAUUAUAACUGCUUGGAUUUUAACCUAAUGUGAAUAGAAAAAAUACAGUGGUUUCAGCUGGGUGCUGCCUUUCCUAUUAUUUGUUCUCAAAGGGCUGCAAACAUUAGGCUCCGAUCUUACACCUACUGCAGGUUGGAAUGGGGGGUUGGUCAUGCACAUAUAACAUGACAGCAACAGAGGUGUGUGUGUUAUUGAUCUUUUUCUAGACAUCCCGAGUAGGAAUGCACCACUUGCGAAUUCAAGACAAACACGUACUGUUGCUGUUGAUCUGUUUUCUCCAAAAACUGUUUCUCAGGUGCAUUUCUUUUGAUCGAAGUGUACCAGAGGAGCACAUGCACGAAAUACAGGGAAAAGGAGCAAGGUCUCCAAUAUUUUGGAAGGUUUCUAGAUUGGUUAUAAGUGUCAGGCUUUUGCAAUUAAUAAAGCUUAUAUUAUAUGUAUAAAGCUAUGGAAACUCAUGAAAAAAAUGUUCGCAACCACUCUUGUCUCUUACCUAAACUGUUUGGAGCUGAAUUCUGUGCUGUGACACCUCUGUAGCCCCUGGGCCAGGGUGUGCUGCUCCAGCACCACAUCUGGCAGAUCACUGAUGCAGCUCUGAGGUCUGGCUGCAGGAGAACUCGGUGCCCAAGCAGGUGAAAGCAUUCCUGCUUUGCUUUGUUAGUGGGCUGUCAAGCGGAUAUGAAGUAGAACUAGUUUGCAAACAUGGACACUGUUGAGCAGUUAAUCCUGCAACUAGUCUUUCUGGAGUCUGAGGAACUGCAGAGGGAAAGAGAGCUUCAUUUGGUCUGUAAUAUGUCAAAUUAAGAAAUGUAGCUGUUGAAGGAAAAUAAUAUGUCAAAUGUAACUAGAGAAGCAUCUUUAAAAAAAAAUUCAACAUAAUAUAUAAACUCUUGAUUAAAUACAA